AUGGUGAUGAAUAUCUAUCUGCAGAAACAAAAAUUCCCAACUUCUUUGAUGCGUUUCCCUUUAUGGAAUCUUCAUCUUCUCCAAAGAUUCUCCCUUUGGUCAAUGAAAAAAGAUCCAGAUCUUGAAGCAGCCUUAACAAGAAACCAUAGAUGGAUCAUAAACAACCAGAUUAAAAACAUAAUCUUGCGAUGUCCAGAUCAUGUAGCAUCAGUUAAUUACCUCCAAAAAAAGUUCAAAACUCUUGAUCUUCAAGGAAAAGCCAUGAAUUGGCUUAAGAAAUACCCCUGUUGCUUUGAAGUGUUCUUAGAAAACGAUGAAUACCAUUGUCAACUUACUAAAAAGAUGCUUUCUUUAGUACAAGAAGAAGAAUCCAUAAAAGAUAUGCAAGAAUCUGUAGUCGUUGAAAGAUUAGCAAAGUUGUUAAUGAUGAUUUGUAAUCAUAAACUCAGUGUCUCAAAGUUAAACGAGUUCAAAAGAAAUUUAGGGUUACCAGAUGAUUAUCUAAUAAGAAUCAUACCAAAACAUCUUGAUAUGUUUCGUGUAGUUAAUUAUAGUGGAAGAAAAACUUCCAUGGAAAUCGAACUCAUGAAAUGGAAUCCAGAGUUGGCUGUUUCCGUUGUUGAGAAAACAGCUCAAGAAAAUGGUCGGAAUCCGUCAUUCCAAUGUUCAUUACCUUUAUCUUGGGUGAAAUCAUGGGAAAGAUUUAAUGAAUUCAAUUCCUCUCCUUACAUUUCACCUUAUGUGAAUGAUAGAGAGUUGGAAAAGGACAAGAGAAGAAUUGGUGUGAUUCAUGAGUUUUUGUCACUUACAUUAUGGAAGAAAGCAUCGAUUAUGAAAUUGGGUCAUUUGAAGAGGGAGUUGUGUUUACCUGAGAAGUUGAAUGUUUUGCUUUUAAAGCAUCCGGGAAUAUUCUAUGUUUCGAAUAAGUAUCAAAUUUAUACGGUUGUGCUUAGAGAAGGGUAUAAAGGGUCAGAACUUGUCCACAAAGAUCCACUUGUUGUUGUGAAGGAUAAAUUUGGGGAAUUGAUGCAAGAGGGAGUUCAUGAGUAUAAUAGGAGACACCAUUUGUUGAAUUUAGAAAAAAAGAGAAAGAAAGGAAUGGAUAUGAUGGAAACAAAAGUAGGGAAGAAGAAGAAGGACUCUGUUGAUGCUCAUGAACUUUCUGAUGAAGAUGGUGAUCUUGGUGGCAUCUUUGAUCCUGAGGAAAGGAAACGUUUUUAUAAAGUUCUGUUUGAAGACAAGGGUCCAUGA
Lactuca saligna is the source of this 1251-nucleotide messenger RNA. Lineage: Eukaryota; Viridiplantae; Streptophyta; Magnoliopsida; Asterales; Asteraceae. The record is from the annotation of a GenBank genome assembly.